Messenger RNA from Parasteatoda tepidariorum (common house spider), 1107 nucleotides. Its product is annotated as TD and POZ domain-containing protein 4. Lineage: Eukaryota; Metazoa; Arthropoda; Arachnida; Araneae; Theridiidae. Gene Ontology annotation, molecular function: protein binding. The record is from RefSeq and is a predicted model, not a curated record.
AUGGCUGACCAAAUACAGGAAGUUGAUUUUUACACUGAAGAAGAAUGCACUGGUUCUGUGACAGUGUUGAACUUCAGCACUUAUGAUGUGGGACAAUGUGACAUUUUUUCAAUGAAUUACACUUUUCUCGAUCAAACUUUAUUCAGCUUUAGGAUAUAUCCGAACGGAAAUUGUGCUAUGAAUGAUGGUUACGUGUCGGUGGAUCUUUUAGUUCGUCCAUUGGAUCCUUACAAGCUUAGCCUUCAGUGUGUUUUAUCUUUACUUGAUGUGGAUGGAAAUCAAAGGUAUUUCCAAUCAUUUUCAAAUGAAACUGUAGAUGGUACAUUAGGCCUGCACAGAUUUGUGAAUCGUGAAAGGAUUAUGACAGAUAGUGAGUUUGUGCGGAAAGACAGCUUGACAAUCUGUUACAACCUCAAAUACGUAAUAUUUAAGAAUGAAAUUCAAUUUCCGCGCCCGUCUAAAAAAGCUACCAAAAUCAAAAUCCACGUUAAAGAAGCCUCAAAAGAAGAACAAGUGGAACUAAUUACGCAAGAUGACAAAACUUUGACUUUGAUGAUGCGGAUUGAUGAUAUAGAUGCAAUUUUAAGCAACAAACUCUGCAAGCGAUCUCAGGUAUUCGCUCGAAUGUUUACGACUGAAAUGUUCGAAAAAAGAAACAAGCGAGUUUUUAUUCCAGAUAUGGAUUAUGCCACUUUGAAUCAUCUGAUUUCGUAUACUAACGGUGAAAGCAAGGCGCUCCAUACCGUUCAAGAAAUUGCAGACCUUUACAGAGCAGACGAUAAAUAUGCAAUCCUGGAUCUGAAACUGGAAUGUGGCGUGGAUUUAAUUAAAAACACGUGUGUUGAAAAUGUCACUAGAAUUCUAUCCUUAGCUCAAUUGUAUCAAGAUAAGCGCUUAAAAAUGUGGUCAAUGGCGUUUGUUCAGAACUAUUACGAUGAAAUAAUAGUAACAGAUGAAUGGAAAUCGUUGCAACUUACUCAGCCUGAGUUAGCUGAGGAAGCAAAAACGUUUGAUGUAAGCGAAAUUGUUGAAAAGAUUCAGAAUUUCCGUAAAGGACAGUUUGUUUUUCCAACAGAUCGAAAAGAAAUAGCAGACAUGUAUUUAUAA